AUGAAUAUAACUCAAGAUUGAUUCCCUCGUGUUCAAAAGUAACAUAAUACAACAUGAAAGAGGCCAGACUAAAAGCUUGGCCAGCAAAAAUGUCAGGACCAUAUGGAAUAUCAGCAUCGCGAAAGAAUGGCACAAGAGACCAGCAAGAUUUCAUGGGAGAAGGAGUUAUAGAAACUCCAGGCUUCUCUCCUCUCCAAAUGAUCGUUAUCCUGUCCUUGAAGAGAAAAGGAGGAAAAGAUGGUCCCAGUGUUCCAAAGAUGAGCUUCAAGGACUUGAAGAGUUAAACAGAAAUGGAGGGUUCUGUCUUCAUUCUGCUGACUCAAACCACAGAUUCCAAAGAAAGGAGGGAGAAGUGGAAUAAAAUACUCAAGUGCCAGAGGAAAAUGUCAGACUAGUCAAUGAAAAUUACUAUUACUAAACUGUAGACUCCUGAUUUUUACAUAGUGGGGAGAACUAAAUACUGUGUAUCUGAAGCUUAUAAAACAGCUUUUGCAGACUUUCCUUGCUGAACUUCAAGUGGGCUAAAUAAAAACCCCAUAACUAUUCCUAUUAAGACAUGGAAAUAUGAUUCCUUGCUCAUGUCUCCCUUCUUCCCCUUUCAUGGGUUUUUGUUUUCUUUGGGGUGGGACAUCCUGAACAAAUUGUUUGGCAUCAGCCAUGCUUACAGUUGAUGGUCAUGGAUGACAUAGGAACUUCAGAUUUAUGUCUCUAAUAACACAUGAUUAAGGCAACGGUUAAAAACUGCUUAUAUGCUGCUAUAUCAGAACUUAUAUUAACUGUUGCAGUCAUGCUUUCAUUCAGUUUCUAAGAUUCGGACCCAGGGGGAUGUUCCCAGAAGGGUACGUGCAGAGAAGUCCUCUUUUUCGAUGGGAAGCGGAAAUAUUGUAAGGAUGCCUAGAAGAGGCUUAAUAAUUCAAGCCAGAACUCGUUGGCUGUUAGUGGGUCUGGCCUUACUGUUCAGUUUAAUCUUGCUCAUGUACUUGCUGGAGUGUGCCCCACAAACAGAGGGUAAUGGAUCUCUGCCCGGGAUCGUAGGCGAGAACAUGGGUAAAGAAUACUAUCAAGCCCUUCUGCAGGAACAAGAAGAGCAUUACCAAAACAGAGCUACCAGUCUGAAACGUCAGAUUGCCCAGCUAAAGCAAGAGCUUCAGGAAAUGAGUGAUAAGUUGAAAACCCUGCAGGAGAAAAAGAGCCCCAAGAUCAACAGUAUGAACUACCAGGGCACAAAAGAACAAGCAUCUAACGAUCUCCUAGAAUUUCUUCAUUCCCAGAUUGACAAAGCUGAGGUGAGCACAGGGGCUAAACUGCCUAGUGAAUAUGGCGUCGUGCCUUUUGAAAGCUUUACGUCCAUGAAAGUAUUCCAGUUAGAGAUGGGGCUCACUCGACAUCCAGAAGAAAAACCUGUUAGAAAGGAUAAACGAGAUGAAUUGGUCGAAGUUAUUGAGGCUGGCCUGGAAGUUAUCAAUAAUCCGGAUGAAGAAGAUGGGCAAGAUGAGGAUGACGGAGUAGGAGAGAAGCAGCUGUAUAAUGAAAAUGAUUUCAUAGAAGGUUACUAUCGUACAGAAAGAGAUAAGGGGACACAGUAUGAACUGUUUUAUAAGAAGAUGGAUGGCAUGGAAUACAGGCAUGUCACGUUGUUCCGACCUUUUGGACCACUCAUGAAAGUGAAGAGUGAAACAGUCGAUAUUUCUAGAUCAAUCAUUAACAUUAUUGUUCCUCUUGCUGGAAGAACUGAGGCAUUUGCACAAUUUAUGCAAAACUUUAGGGAUGUAUGUAUUCAUCAGGAUAAGCGUGUUCAUCUCACUGUGGUAUAUUUUGGACAAGAUGGACUAUCAGAAGUAAAAAGCAUCCUAGAGUCUGUAGCUAGAGAAACUAACUUCCACAAUUACACACUUGUCUCUUUGAAUGAGGAAUUUAACCGUGGCCGGGGACUUGACAUGGGUGCCAGAGCUUGGGAGAAGGGCGAGGUCCUGAUGUUCUUCUGUGAUGUUGAUGUUUAUUUCACAGCUGAGUUCCUGAACAGUUGCCGCUUGAAUGCUGAGCCUGGAAAAAAGGUUUUUUACCCUGUGGUAUUUAGCCUCUAUAAUCCUGCUAUAGUCUAUGCCAACCAAGAUGUACCACCCCCUGUGGAACAGCAGUUGGUACACAAGAAGGAUUCUGGUUUCUGGCGGGAUUUUGGCUUUGGGAUGACUUGUCAAUAUCGGACAGACUUUCUGACUGUUGGGGGGUUUGACUUGGAAGUGAAAGGCUGGGGCGGAGAGGAUGUUCACCUUUACAGGAAGUACUUGCAUGGUGACCUUAUUGUGGUGAGGACACCAGUCCCAGGUCUCUUUCACCUCUGGCAUGAGAAACAUUGUGCAGACGAACUGACUCCGGAGCAGUAUCGCAUGUGUAUCCAAUCCAAAGCCAUGAAUGAAGCAUCUCACUCGCACCUUGGCAUGCUGGUCUUCAGGGAGGAGAUUGAGACUCAUCUCCGCAAACAGGCUUAUAGGACUAACAGCGAAGCAGUGGGUUAAAUGGAGCCCUGUGUCAGGGUGAAGAUGACUACUUCAAAUUCACAAUGAACCAGCAUCAUUUUACAGCCUUAAUUCAGCUUAAAAAUGCAGUGCCUCUCUUUUUCAGUAAAGAAGAGUUUAGGGGUUUUUUGGUUCUUAUUUUUGUUUUAUAAGUAAUUCUUUGACUGAUAUGCUAUUACCUACAUAUCUUACCAGUUCCAGCACCUGAAAUAAGAAUCCAAGAAGCUUAUGUAGUUCAAGGAAAGUGUCUUCAGUAUUGAUUGGGAAAACACAUCAGUGGAAUGUAGAACUCAACACUUUUCCACAUGGUACAUUGUGAUUCUUAUAUCUGCAUUAUUUUAUGGAUUAAAUUAUAUCCUUUGUGUUGUCUCAAAGUAUUUUCAGUCUUGUAUGGCUCACUGCACUCUGCCUUUAGAGGGCUGCUAUAUUUACAUUCCACUGUAGAAACAAGACAAAAGUGUGGAACAAGAAAAGUAUGGAAAAGAAUCUCGGUGUAAAAGGUAUACAGGAUAUGCUGAUUGAUACUGUAACUCUUCAGACUGCUGACUUCACAGCAGUAGCUUGGUGCUGUAUUUCCUGUAUUAACAGACAUUCACAUUGUUGAAUAUGAAGUAAUUUAUGUGAAAGGAGGGAAAAUGAAAAUGUAACGUGAAUUUUUAAAGCAUUUAAUGCAGUUUCAUACUGUAAAAGAAUACCACUUUCUUGCUGAUGGGUCAAGCAAUUCCAGUUUUGUUUCUGGGUCUAGUCUUUUGCCACAGUAGACACUGUGUCUUAGGCUCUUUUCUUUUUUUUUCUUUUUUUUUUUUUUUUUUAACUGAGCUGAGCUGUUAAACAAACUCGGUUGCUUAAGGAUAUUUAGCCUCACUACUCCUUCUUGAAAGGUCCUGCCUGUACCUCUCAGCCUUAAAAGUUGAGAAACUAUCUUUUCACUUCAAUACACAUUUGCUGCUAUGCCCAUACUGCCCCUUUGCUCUCUUCAUCUGACAUUUUCGUGGCAUGUUUUUAGAAAGCAGUCAUAGACUGUUAGCUGUUUCACUAGAUGGAAAAAGCAAGUGCUGUUACAAUCUUUCUUCACAGGGUACACUUCAUUCCACGGAUAAUCCUGGUAGCCUUAUUCUUCACUGUUUCAAUUUGAAUUAAUUUUUUUGAACAGGCACAAACAGAGUUAUACAUAGUGUUUCAUGUGUGGUCUCAUUAGUGCCUUGUACAAUGGCACUACUAUUUCCCUACUUUCAGAUAUUCCAGGGUACACAAACAGCUAAAAUGCAGGCAGGGCAUUUUUCUCCAUGUUGUCUUAUAUGCUAACAUAUGGCAUGCCUCUUUUUUGUAUCUUUCUUUUUAAAAUGAGUGUUGAGAAUGCUGAUUCAGUAGUUGAACCAUUUGUGUGGUCUCCACUGAAUUUAGAAGGCAGUUAAAAUCCUUCUCUUAGCUAAUUAAGAUCUGUUUAUCAAUUUGGUUUGUUUCACAAAUUCUGAAGGCAAUUAAGAGAUUUAAAUGUUUGAUUUCCAAAUAGCAGAUAUGCUAUACAAAUAGUUCUGGCACCGAUCCUUUUUAUGUGUACAUAGAAUUUGCCUUUAUGUAACUUAUUGUGGAGAGCGGUGUACUGUAUUGUACUUAAAGCGGAGGGAAUGCAUUGCAAGACAUCUUGCAAAUGAUAUUCUCUGUAUAAUAAAUGAAUGUCUGCAUUUUAGAA
Messenger RNA from Rhea pennata, 4209 nucleotides. RefSeq names its product chondroitin sulfate N-acetylgalactosaminyltransferase 2 (gene CSGALNACT2). Bases 867 to 2516 code for a protein of 549 amino acids. Gene Ontology annotation, molecular function: glucuronosyl-N-acetylgalactosaminyl-proteoglycan 4-beta-N-acetylgalactosaminyltransferase activity. The record is from RefSeq and is a predicted model, not a curated record. NCBI's taxonomy places the organism in Eukaryota, Metazoa, Chordata, Aves, Rheiformes, Rheidae. The transcript has 9 exons. Gene Ontology annotation, cellular component: Golgi cisterna membrane.